AUGGAUUGGGAUGCAGCUGUGAAGGAGAUUGAUAAGGCGUGCGAGGCAGUUGCUGCUGGGAAAUUGCCAGCCUCCAUUUCUAAUCUUAGUUCUAAUUUCAACUGCAAUCAUCCCGAAAAUUGUUCGGGCCCUUCUGGGGAAUUGCAGAUAAAGGGGAAAAUUGAUGCUAAUUAUAGUUCAUUGUCUUCCACUAGACAGUCUACACUAGAUAAUUUUAUUGGGGUUUCUUCCGGAAAUUCGAAGAAGUUUUUCGGAAAGGUGGAAUCUUCGAAUGGGUUAGCUAGGGAAAAUGGUAGUGGUGGUUAUGCUGUUUGUGAGAAUGGUGGCGGUGUUGCUGAGUGUGAGUAUGCUGAAAUGGUUAAUAGAUGCGUGGCAAUUGACCCUGAAGCUGCCAAGACAUGGAUUUAUCCAGUGAAUAUCCCUCGUCGUGAUUAUCAAUUCUCCAUCACAAAGACCGCACUAUUCUCGAACACAUUAGUUGUCUUGCCAACAGGACUUGGAAAAACUCUUAUUGCUGCAGUUGUCAUGUACAAUUACUUUAGGUGGUUUCCUGAAGGAAAAAUUGUUUUUGCUGCUCCUUCUCGUCCACUUGUCCUGCAACAGAUAGAAGCUUGCCAUAAUAUAGUUGGAAUUCCUCAAGAGUGGACCAUUGAUCUUACUGGCCAAACAAAUCCCAAGAAAAGAGCAGAUUUAUGGAAAGACAGACGAGUUUUCUUUGUUACUCCACAAGUGCUGGAGAAGGAUAUACAUUCUGGUUCAUGUUUAGUGAAGCAUCUUGUAUGCUUGGUGGUUGAUGAGGCACAUCGUGCUACAGGAAACUAUUCCUAUUGUGUAGCUGUCCGUGAGCUGAUGGAUGUUCCCGUUGAACUAAGAAUAUUAGCAUUGACUGCAACACCGGGAUCCAAACACCUGACAAUUCAAAAUGUGAUUGACAAUCUUUGUAUCUCAACACUUGAGUAUCGUAGCGAAAGUGAUCCUGAUGUCCUUCCUUAUGUUAAUGACCGAAAGAUGGAGCUAAUUCAGGUUGCUAUGGGUGACGAGGCUGUUGAAAUAGAUAAUCUGAUUGUGGAAGUUGCCCGCCCUUUUAUUGCCCGUCUUAGUGUGUACGGAGUGAUGCAGAAGAGAGAUUUCCAGACAUUUAGCCCCCCGGAACUGCUUAAUUCAAGGGACAAAUUUCGUGAUGUACCCCCACAAGGCAUUCCGGUUACAAAGUAUGGAGAAGUUGAAGGUUAUUUUGGGGUUCUUCUAACUUUGUGCCACGUAAGGAGAUUGCUUUCGAGCCAUGGGAUAAGACCUGCAUUCGAGAUGCUUGAGGAAAAACUGAAACAAGGGUCUUUCGCAAGGUUGGUCAGUAGAAAUGAGAUUCUCCUGAAAGCAAAACUCUUAAUGCAGCAAACUAUUUCCCAUGGCGCCCCCAGUCCCAAACUGGCAAAAAUGUUGGAAGUACUUACUGACCAUUUCAAAGCAAAAGAUCCCAGAAGCUCCAGGGUCAUCAUCUUUUCGAAUUUUAGGGGCAGUGUCAGGGACAUACUCAAUGCACUCACAAACAUCGGGGAGUUUGUUAAAGCUACCGAGUUCAUCGGACAAAGCUCAGGAAUAAACUCAAAGGGGCAAUCACAAAAGGUUCAACAGGCUGUUUUACAGAAAUUUCGGACAGGUGGCUACAACGUGAUAGUUUCAACAUCAAUUGGUGAAGAAGGCCUUGAUAUCAUGGAGGUCGAUCUCGUCAUAUGCUUUGAUGCUAAUAUUUCGCCUUUGAGAAUGAUUCAACGUAUGGGGAGGACUGGAAGGAAGCACAAAGGACGCUAUGGAUGCACUUCCUUAGCUAGCUUACUAGUUUUAGCAUGUGAAGGGUCAGAGAUGAAGGGCUACAUGCGAAAGCAAGCAAAGGGAAACUCUAUUAAGAAACACAUGAACAAUGGUGGAAGGAGUAGCUUUAAUUUCCAUCCAAGUCCAAGAAUGGUCCCACAUGUUUUCAGACCAGAAGUGCAAUAUCUUGAGAUGUCAAUUGAAAAAUUCGUCCCUCGUGGGAAGAAAUCGAAAGAUUAUGACCCGGUCGAGAUGUCGGCAUACAAGAACAAGUUAACCGAUGCUGAGUCGAGUCUACUUGCCAAGUAUUUUACCCCUGGCCGGGAAAGUUCUUGGAGACCUUCACUCAUUGCCUUUCCGCACUUCCAAGCAUUUCCAUCCCCUGUGGACAAAAUCGUCCAUUCAUCUAGAACAGGGAUGCUAAUAGAUACAAUGCAGCUUUUGCAAGGGAUUCCAUGUUCUAAAGAUGACAAAGAUCAUAUUUCUGAGGAUGAAGAUAUUAUAGAUCCUUUCUUCAGGGUUGAAGCAGAGGGGUCUCAUGAAAAUUUGAUGGAAGAGAAGUCGGCUGAUCUUGCCAAUGAGGAAUUGAAAAAGGAAGUGGAAGAUGAUGUAGAAUUUGAAGGGUUUGCUAAAGAUGCGUGUAUUGAAGACUUUAAAAAACUUGAGCUUUGUGUGCAUACACCUCUUUUUGGUUCAGAGUUCGUAACAGUCGAUGAUGCUGGAAACGUUUUGGUUGCAUCACUACCACAACUUCCCCUCGGUUCCAUUGGUAAACACACUGAAUAUAGUAACAGUACUGCUUUUCCGUGCCAUUCAAAGCAUGAUCAAAGUCAUGAUGAGAGAAUUGUGCAAAAAGAUGACUUGUUUUCUGGGGAAGACGGAAUUCUUGAGUCCCCAGUUUCGAGCAGAAAGCCAAACGAGAUGGAAAUGUCUGAUGACGAUCAUAAUUUGGUGCAUGAACCGAGUGGUGAUUUUAGAGAUUUUGAGCUUAGUCCGAGAUUGACCAACUUCAUCGAAAGCGGCGUUGUUCCAGAAUCUCCUGUGAAUAGUACUGGAACUCCAAAUCACGAUGAAAAGAUUAUUGAAGAUGGCGGCCAGGGUAAAAUGGACGUCCAAUUGCCGAGUGAUAUUAAUAAUGACAUGCAAACGCCUGUACUACACAAAUCUAGCUCACCAAGUGUCCGCACGUCACCCAUUCCAUUUGGCAUAGAAAAGCAGUCUCCUUUUGCUACAGUAUCAAGCACUAGCGGCAGCAAAGAAUGGCUUUUGGAUGCUGAAGUGAAACCUCAGUCAGUCGAGCAGCCACGCAAGUUGAGAAGAUUGCGGAAACUUGGAGAUCACGAGUUGAAAUUUCCUUUGCAAUCUGAGGAAGAACAAACAGACCUGAAAAGAAAACUUCAAACUUCAAAGGGGGAAGUUGACAAACAAGUGCCAGCUAAGCUUGUCAGAGGUAAGAAGAAGAGAGCAACAGAUGCUGCUGUAUAUAUUGAAGAGGAAGCAGAAGUAUCAUCAGAGAGUGCGGCAUCUGACAAUGAGGAGGACGAGCAAGAUGACAGUUCAUAUGAAGACAGCUUCAUAGACGAUGGUGUGAACUUGACAUCUGUUAGCACACAGGCCGGUACCAGUCGGCCUGACAUGAUGGGAAUUUACAGGUUUCAAAUCAUUAACUUGUCCUCUUCGAGACCAAGAAAUAAAUGCUCAGACCUCAAAACUAUACCUCAUUAA
Molecule: messenger RNA, 3534 nt
Organism: Striga hermonthica
Lineage: Eukaryota; Viridiplantae; Streptophyta; Magnoliopsida; Lamiales; Orobanchaceae
Source: the annotation of a GenBank genome assembly